Messenger RNA from Aedes albopictus (Asian tiger mosquito), 2490 nucleotides. It is a transcript of the gene TfIIB, whose product is annotated as transcription initiation factor IIB. Gene Ontology annotation, molecular function: TBP-class protein binding; RNA polymerase II general transcription initiation factor activity. The transcript has 5 exons. The coding region runs from base 141 to 1241 and encodes 366 amino acids. Gene Ontology annotation, cellular component: nucleus; transcription preinitiation complex. Gene Ontology annotation, biological process: transcription initiation at RNA polymerase II promoter; transcription preinitiation complex assembly. The record is from RefSeq and is a predicted model, not a curated record. NCBI's taxonomy places the organism in Eukaryota, Metazoa, Arthropoda, Insecta, Diptera, Culicidae.
AUGAAAUCAAAGAGUGCGAGCCUGGUAAGAACGGUAAAAACUGAUACCUAAACCGUUGGAAGUGUAUAGAGAAAAUCUUUGAGGCAGAAUUGUUAAAAACAAAUCCAAAAACAUUGCGAACUGUUGUCUGCUGUAAUAAAAUGGACACACGCCGUUUCCUGAACUUGGUGAUAAUUGCGGGGUCAAGCGUUCUGUUGCUAAAAAAGCUACAGGAUCUCAAAAGACGUAAAGCAGAAGAAGCACGGCGGAAAUACGGUUCUAUGCCUUCCUGGUUGAGCAGACUAACACCGGAAGAUGCGCCGAGAAUGGAUCACCACCUGAACAAGGUGUGUUGCUAUGCACAUCCGGAUGCGCCGCUCAUCGAGGACUACCGAGCGGGAGAUAUGAUCUGUUCCGAGUGUGGGCUGGUCGUGGGCGAUCGGGUUAUCGAUGUCGGUUCCGAGUGGAGAACGUUCAGCAACGAGAAGGCCGGCGUCGAUCCGUCUCGUGUCGGUGGACCGGAGAAUCCACUGCUCAGCGGAGGCGAUUUGUCCACAAUGAUCGGCCCCGGCACAGGACCAGCUUCGUUCGAUGCGUUUGGAACCGCCAAAUACCAGAAUCGCCGCACGAUGAGCAGUUCCGACCGGGCCCUGAUAGCGGCCUUCAAGGAAAUCAGCACAAUGGCCGACCGGAUCAACUUGCCAAAGACGAUCGUCGAUCGGGCCAACAACCUCUUCAAGCAGGUGCACGAUGGCAAAAAUCUGAAGGGCCGCUCGAACGAUGCCAAAGCCUCCGCCUGUUUGUACAUCGCCUGCCGCCAGGAGGGUGUCCCGCGUACCUUCAAGGAAAUCUGUGCCGUUAGCAAAAUCAGCAAAAAGGAGAUCGGUCGGUGCUUCAAGCUGACCCUCAAAGCGCUGGCCACAUCCGUCGAUCUCAUCACCACAGCGGACUUCAUGUCCCGAUUUUGCGCGAAUCUUGAUUUGCCCAACACGGUCCAGCGAGCAGCAACACACAUCGCCCGGAAGGCGGUUGAAAUGGACAUCGUACCUGGCCGGUCACCGAUUUCGGUUGCGGCGGCAGCAAUCUACAUGGCCUCGCAGGCCUCGGACCAGAAGAAGACCCACAAAGAGAUCGGCGACAUUGCCGGCGUGGCCGACGUAACCAUCCGGCAGUCCUAUCGGCUAAUGCACCCGCACGCGGCCGAACUGUUCCCAGAGGACUUCAAGUUCACCACUCCGAUCGAUCAGCUACCUCAGAUGUAAGAUCCUUAUGGGGUUGCACCGGGGCAAUCAAUCGUCGCCGAUGGCGUCCAAUGAUUGAUUGUUACUUUUGCGAGUUGAAAAGCUUCAGUUUUUCAGCAAUCGCUUCUUGUGGACCUGAUAAAGCCACAUUCGUCGCUUCUUAGAGUUAAUUUCCGAUGAAAACUAUUUUCCCUUAGAUAAUUUUCUUUGCUUACCUUUAUCAAAGCAAUGCCGUUAUUCGUAACGAUAGCAUAACAACCUGAAAUGUUAGAACUUAUUUAUAACAAGUCACUUGAACGUUGUCCAGGUACUAUAGAUUGCAGCAGCUUCCAGUUGAAAGACACAAGCAGAUGAGCUAGUGAACUGAAUGACACGAAUCCUAGAUUCAAAGAAAUUUAUUUUAAAAAAUCUCUCCAAUCGAAUCUUGACCUAACAUCAAAAUUUGCACCUGUGAACAAUGUGUUGGACUAUAGGAACAUAUGGCGACGUUUGAAUAAAUAGUAAGUAUUAGUGCCCGUAGUGUCUACUCAAAACUUCAGUCCCCAAAGCCCGCGAUUCCUACUUUGAUCAAUGUGCUCUGUUCUAUUCAAUACCUUCUUUGAGGUUAUUUCGGGGCACGAGAAAGGCAUCACCGUGGUGGAAUAAUCAUGCUGUUUUAGUAUUUACGCGUUAAUUCAAUGCACAAAUGCGGCUGCUUGUGUACUUUCUUUCAAUUGGAAGUACCAUCACACAAUCGCUGUAAGCAAAAGAUUGCAUUCUAUCCUUGGCUCACGAAUAAGACCAUUUUUAUUUUCCGGAUUUCCUAAAAAAGAUAUCUGAUACAGAAUCCAAUUUGCUAUGUAUUUAAAUUAUUUUUCUUGCAGGCGAUAAGUGUAAAUAUCCAAUGGAAAACGAUACAAGUUCAAUGUCACCUGCAGUUUAUCAGGGCUUAGUAUAUCAACAAUAAUAAAUUAAAAAUCUAAAUACAUUUUGCUUCUGAAAAAUAAAAACAAACUUCAAAAGUUAUUGUAACUUAAUAAACCAACAUCAACACGCAUCAUAACAGUUUUGAGUAUGAAGUUUUGUUUUUGUAAGUGUAAAAUCUUUAAGAAUUUCCAAGUGACGUGAGAAACAUAUUCAAAUAGAAUUCAACACGAUUAUUUAAGUACAUCCAUCAAUACACGUGAACGAUAAGUAGUACACAUGAGAAAACAGAUUAAAGAAAACUAUAUGAUAGUUUAAUGAUAAUCUAAUCUUACUAAUAAUAAAUGAUUAUAUGAUUUGAAAUUCA